Messenger RNA from Anthonomus grandis grandis, 1531 nucleotides. RefSeq names its product tetratricopeptide repeat protein 8 (gene BBS8). Bases 146 to 1531 code for a protein of 461 amino acids. The record is from RefSeq and is a predicted model, not a curated record. Gene Ontology annotation, biological process: non-motile cilium assembly. Gene Ontology annotation, cellular component: BBSome; ciliary basal body; non-motile cilium. The transcript is spliced from 8 exons. Gene Ontology annotation, molecular function: protein binding. Lineage: Eukaryota; Metazoa; Arthropoda; Insecta; Coleoptera; Curculionidae.
UUAUUUCCAUCCAGAAUUGCAAUUCUAAUAUACACAGCGUUUUUAUAUUGAUUGUGAAAGGAGGGUUACUAAGGACAUAAAUACAAACAAAAACAGUUAUCCAAGUGACCGUCAAAUUACUGUAAUAAUUUUAAACAACUUUUAAAUGGAUAAAAUGGAACCUUUAUACGUUGCUCUAAGUUUAUUUAGAAGGCGCCAUUACGAAAAGUGCAUUGAAGUUUGCACAAGUAUUCUAGAAAAACAACCGUUAGAUCAGACAGCAUGGUGCUUAAAAAUGCGUGCUAUGACUCAGAGGGUAUAUGUGGAUGAUCUUGAAAGUGAGGAAGCGCCAACAGAAGAUAACUUUUUGGACAGUAAUGUUGUUGCUACUGCACCAAGACCAGGCACUUCUUUAAAAGUUAGGACGUCUGUUGUUCCUGUGACAUCUUUAGGGGCUAGGCCAAGAACAUCGACAGGUAGACCAAUAUCAGGAGUCAUUAGACCAGGUACUCAAUCAAGUGGAUCUGGGUCUGCCAUAGAAAGGUUGCGAAUGUCUCGAGGAGCUACAGGUCAAUCUGCUAGGGCUGUUCGUUUGGGUACUGCUGCAAUGUUAUCACAAAAGGAUGGCCCAUUUAUCGAGAUAUCCAGAUUAAAUUUGUCGAAGUAUUCGAAGCAUAAGGGUCUAAGCAAACCUUUAUUUGAAUAUCUAUUUUAUCAUGAAGGAGAUAUUCGGAAUGCAAUGGAAUUGACAGUCUUGGCUACUCAAGCUUGUGAAUUUAAGGAUUGGUGGUGGAAAAUACAAUUAUCAAAAUGUUACACGGCACUAAACUUAAUAAGAGAUGCAGAACAACAAAUAAAAAGUGCUAUCAAGCAACAUCCUCACGUGGAAAGCUAUAUUAGGCUUAUACGGAUAUAUUUACGGUUAGAUCAGCCCCUUACAGCAACUGAAGUAAGCAAACGAGCCUUAGAAGUAUUCCCAAAUGAUGUUUCCUUGAUGACAGAGCAAGCUCGCAUAAGCGAAGCCCUAAACGAAUCUCAAACGUCUGUCAAGCUUUAUAGGAGUAUCGUGAUAGAAGAUGCCAUGAAUACAGAGGCAAUUGCUUGUAUUGGCAUGUACCAUUUUUAUAAUAACCAACCGGAACUUGCGUUAAGAUACUAUAGGAGAGUUCUAGCAAUGGGUGCGCAUUCACCAGAACUUUAUAACAACUUGGGAUUGUGUUGCCUCUACUCUCAACAGUUAGACCUAACAUUGGCAUGUUUUCAAAGAGCGUUAGAUUUGGCUACAGAUCCGUUAAUUAAAGCAGAUAUUUGGUAUAAUUUGUCUCACGUAGCCAUAGCCGCAGGAGACAUAGCACUAGCCAUCCAAUGUCUAAGCGUGUGUUUGUCUGCUAACUCUAUGCAUGCGGAAGCCUUCAACAAUUUGGCAGUUUUGCAGCAUAAAACUGGCAAUAUUCACCUGGCUAGAGCCUAUUUAACUUCUGCUGAACGUGUUCAUCAACCAAUGGCGUUGCCUGAAACUAUUGCAAAUAUAAACAUGCUGAUGAACAUUUGA